GAAAACUGAGAUCAGAGAAUUUCUUCUUUUCUGUGAAUCUGUCAGUGUGUGAAGAAUUAAAUGGAUCCUCAGAGAAACCACGUGACCCGUGAUGACCUGAGGUCAGAGACACGUGAGAUACAACCACCUUCAUCUUCAUCACCCUCAUCAUCGUCAGGUCAGACAGCCUCUGAUCCACGACAGCCUCGAUACUCAGAUGGAUUCACCGUGAUCCCGCCCAAGGAAUCCCAGAGAAGAGAGCUGGUCGCGACUCUUCAGAAAGAUGAGGAGAAGCUUCAGAGAUGGACAGAGGACAACAGAGUCACACAUGUGCACAUGGAACCAGAGACACUGGGAGGUCACAUGACACAGGCUGAAGUCAGACAGAAGCAACAGACAAACCAACGUUCAUCCAAGUUGCAGAAGAAGCUGAAACAGGAGGAGCAGGAGCGUAUGAGGAGGCAGGAGGAGGAGAAGUUGCUGCAGAAAAUGAAAGACGAACAGAGGAGCAAGAGCGAGAGUCUGCAGGAGAGACAGCGACAGGAAGACCAGAAGAGGAAGCAGGACCUCAAGCAGGACCACAGCAGGUCAGACCUGGAUCAGGAUCACAGCAUGGCAGACCUGGAUCAGGUUCACAGCAGGUCAGACCUGGAUCAUGAUCAUGUCAGGUCAAACCUGGAUCAGGAUUACAGCAGGUCAGACCUGGAUCAGGUUCACAGCAGGUCAGACCUGGAUCAGGAUCAUGUCAGGUCAAACCUGGAUCAGGAUCACAGCAGGUCAGACCUGGAUCAGGUUCAUGUCAGGUCAGACCUGGAUCAGGUUCAUUUCAUGUCAGACCUGGAUCAGGUUCACAGCAGGUCAGACCUGGAUCAGGUUCAUGUCAGGUCAGACCUGGAUCAGGAAUCAGGUCCAUGGCAGUGUGGUGUGGUUUCUGUGGUGGAUGUUAGUCACUGACGUGGUGUCAGAUGACUCAAUGUGAGGAGCUUUACAGUCUGUGUGUGUGUGUGUGUGUCUGUGGAUCAGGUGAAACCAGGUUCAGAUCUUCACCUGAAGAUCCUGCUGUCAUACACAACACGGCUGCUCUGUGUAGUUUCUACUGUUAAAUAUUCAUUAUUUGAGUUGAAUGAACUGAAUUGUCGUCACAGAACUGUUGUACAACAUCAUGCGUGCGCUAAAUUAGCUCGCUAGUUAGCUAAUGUGCCGAUAAGACGGUUCCAGUUUUCCAGUACUGUGUGCGCUAAAGCUAGUUUGCUAGUUUGAUGAGGCAGCAUUUAUGCUGAGUCAUCUUCAAUAUCACUCUCCAAUGAUUCUAUUAAAUGAUUUCAAAGUUCAUCGACAUUUAGACAGACAAGGAACAGAGCUUAACAUGCUAACAACUAGCCACCAAACUGAAGCUCUGAGCAUCAGAGUGAAAGCUGUAGUUUUUACUGUUUAAUGUUAAUGUUUUUAAAAAGAGAUUUAAAGCUACAGCUUCAGUGUUUUAGGAAUGAAGAACUGCGUCACGUGUGAGCUAAAUUAGCGUGCUAGUUAGCAAACCUUAGCUGUAACACUUAAGUUUUCCACCGAAUAGGCUGCAUUUAAGCUAAUACUAAAGUAAAAUUCUAAUAAUAUGCUGAACUUUUUUCCCCCUUUUGAUUUCUUCCUCAACAGCAGAUGAUAAACAUAUUUGAUUUGUCAGCGAUUUUUAGGAAAUACCACGUUAUGUGUGGGGAAAAAACAAGCUUGUUAGCCCUUAGCUGUAAUGCUAAAGUUAUCCAACAAAUGACUUAUGGCACAACAUGAGUGUGUGAGGCUGAACUGAAGCAUCGAGCUAAGCUAACAACAAUAUUACUAAAGCAGGACGCUGUCUCAUGACCACUUUACUGAUGAGUAAAGUCAGUGGAAUGAUCCUUUAAAAAAGUUCUGUUUGCACUAAGUAAACGUGCAGGAACAGUUUCAGGUAAAACACACACAUUCAUAAAUGAGCACAAACACAACAGAGCAGACCAUGUGACAGGAAGUGACAGGAAGUGGAGAUUAUAUAGAGUCAGGUGAGAUAACGACAAACAGGUGAUGAUAAUGAAAAAACACCAGGGAGUGAGACACACUGAGACACAAGCACAAAAUAAAACAGGACAGAAAGACAAUAU
Messenger RNA from Solea senegalensis (Senegalese sole), 2108 nucleotides. RefSeq names its product epithelial stromal interaction 1 (gene epsti1). Bases 61 to 933 code for a protein of 290 amino acids. The transcript is spliced from 6 exons. The record is from RefSeq and is a predicted model, not a curated record. Lineage: Eukaryota; Metazoa; Chordata; Actinopteri; Pleuronectiformes; Soleidae.